Molecule: messenger RNA, 872 nt
Organism: Trichomycterus rosablanca
Lineage: Eukaryota; Metazoa; Chordata; Actinopteri; Siluriformes; Trichomycteridae
Gene: lgalslb
Product: lectin, galactoside-binding-like b
Exons: 5
Coding region: 46-594 (182 amino acids)
Molecular function (GO): carbohydrate binding
Source: RefSeq, a predicted model, not a curated record
CACAUUCCUGCGCUCCCGUAAGCAUCCUAUGCUCUUUUGCACAAGAUGGCGGAACCCAGCACGGAAAAGGACAUUAUAGAACUAAAGCCAGCCGAGGACGAUCAUCUUAACAAUUCAAUAGGAGAUUCCGGCAUGAUCUCGCCUGACAAAGAAGAUAUCUCACGAAUUCUGACAGUGCCCUUCAAAGGCCGGAUCAGAGGAGGGAUGAGACCAGGCAAGAAGAUCAUUGUUAUGGGCAUUGUGGAUGCAGAGCCAGAAAGCUUUGACGUCAGUCUGACCUGUGGCUGCACUACAGAGAAGGACACAGAGGAGCUCAACGAUGUGGCCCUAAAACUUAGUGCCCGAUUUGCUGAACGGCAGUUCCUCCGGAACGCAAGGGUAUCUGGGAAAUGGUGUGAAGAGGAAACAGCAAUUCCGUACUUUCCUUUCAUCCAGGACCAGCCUUUUAGGAUCGAGAUCCACUGUGAACACCAGCGCUUUAGAAUCUUUGUCGAUGGACAUCCGCUGUUUGACUUUUAUCACAAAGUGAAGUCUUUGCUUGCCAUUGACAUGAUCAGGAUAGAUGGAAGUCUGCAGAUCACCAAGCUUGGCUAAUCCAGAACAGCAGUGAGAACUUCAGACAGGUGACCAAACUGUAAAUUGCGAUACUAUAAAUUUGAAGGCCUCUUUUCUUUUGAAGACACCAUAAUUUCCUUAUUUUGUGCUUUUACAUGUCCUAUUUUAUAUCAUUUUAGGUUGAGGCAUUACAUGAAUGGUUGCGAAUGUGGGCUGUGUUUGUUUCUGGAUGCUUUUAAUCAUACAGUACUAGAGUGUACCACCAGACUGGUAACAGUUUGCACCCUUCAGCUCAGCGUUGCUCAGAAAAAAUGUUC